Molecule: messenger RNA, 1493 nt
Organism: Phragmites australis (common reed)
Lineage: Eukaryota; Viridiplantae; Streptophyta; Magnoliopsida; Poales; Poaceae
Product: LOB domain-containing protein 29-like
Exons: 2
Coding region: 30-674 (214 amino acids)
Biological process (GO): positive regulation of DNA-templated transcription; hormone-mediated signaling pathway
Cellular component (GO): nucleus
Source: RefSeq, a predicted model, not a curated record
CAAAAUCAGCAUCAACAAGAAGACCCAAGAUGGCAGGCCUUGGUUCACCAUGUGGCGCGUGCAAGUUUCUACGCAGGAAGUGUGUGAAGGGGUGUGUAUUUGCCCCAUACUUCUGCCAUGAGCAAGGGGCUGCACACUUCGCCGCUAUCCAUAAGGUCUUUGGGGCGAGCAAUGCCUCAAAGCUCCUAAUGCAUCUCCCUAUAAGUGACCGCUGUGAGGCUGCAGUCACCAUGUCAUACGAGGCACAGGCCAGGCUUCAAGAUCCCAUAUAUGGUUGUGUUGCGCACAUCUUUUCUCUGCAACAGCAGGUGGUCAAUCUGCAAGCACAACUGGAGUCCUUCAAAGCUCAAGCAACACAAGGGUACGGAGAUGGAUCUUUAACCUCAAACCCUCAAAAAGAAAACUGCGAAAGAUUAACACCUUAUAUGCAAGACGGGCAGCUCUUUUUCCACCCAACAAUGCUAAGCAAUUCUUCAGUAAAGAGUGAGAACCAAUUAUACUUUGCAAAUGACUGCUUCACUUCUGCAUCAACUCGAUAUUCUGAAGGCUAUGAACCAGAUUUAUGCAUGCCUGACUACAAAAACAGAAAUCCUUCUAGCACCGUGCAAGGGACUGGGUAUCAUGACAUGGACGACCUUCAGUCAGUAGCCUUUGCCUAUCUCAACCAGGCAUGACAAGAUGUGCAUGUCGUAGUUAUUCUACAGGCUGGAACAGUUUUGGUUAAAAUAACUUACAGAUGUGGAUCAAGUUUUAUAGCAUGGGCAUUGAAUUACUAAAACAAGCAGAGUGAUGAUGUAGCUAUUCUUCUCUCAAAAUAGCUAAACUGUCAAGCUGCAUUAUCAUAGUUUAGUAUUCCUAGUUUCUGCAAUGCUGAAGUUCUGCAGAGGCAUCAAAUUGGAGUUUCUUUGUUCUCUAUUCAUUUACAAUAGAAAUUUCUACAGUAGGGGUUCCCCUACUGUAUUCCCCUGGAAAAAAAAUGGAGUUGGUUUUUUUAUUUAAAAAUCUCAUUUACUGCGAGCUAAAUACAACAUGUAAGGAAAUGGAUGAUAAAGGUGCUGCAUUUUGGUUUGUUACGUAGAAAUCAGAUGGUAGAUUCACUUGAAAUGAAGAAAAGUAAGUUUGCUGCUUGUAAAACCCACUAAAUUGAACGUUGUUGGACUCUGGAACCAAGCAUCUUCAGCCAUUUCUUAUCAUUUUCCAUAAGAUAAUAAUGGUAGCGAUAAAGUAUUGUUAUGAGGACCAAAAAUCAAACACAUUAUCUCCAACAAAAUAAUGGGCAACUGAAGGUGGACUCAAGUUUUUUUUUUUUUCUGAACAAGGGCAUCAACUGAAGCUAUAACACCCCCUAUGCUUGUGCUAGCAUGAUCAGCGAGAUUCAUGGUUACAUGUUGAUCUCGUUCAUCACAUUAUCCUGCAGUAAAGCUAUGUGUCUUCUUUCCCCAGUCUGUUUAGACUUUACACCCUUUAUCACCUUACAAUCGUAUAUGUCAUCC